Molecule: messenger RNA, 1232 nt
Organism: Anopheles aquasalis
Lineage: Eukaryota; Metazoa; Arthropoda; Insecta; Diptera; Culicidae
Molecular function (GO): acyltransferase activity, transferring groups other than amino-acyl groups
Source: RefSeq, a predicted model, not a curated record
AUGGACACAACAGAUCGGCUAACCAUCGUUCCGGCCAAUGACUGGGCCCAGUUAAGAUACCUUUACCUCAUGAACUGGCCGGAGCACCACGUUGCGUAUACCACGAUCGACAACUAUGUGCGAUGGUAUGCAAAGGACCCUGCUAUUAAGAAUCUCACCAUUUACUGUCUGAACGGAAACUGGCGAGAGGAUGGUACCUACCUGGUGGUGGAUCGCUAUCAGCUGUUCGUAUACUCACUGGAUCCUACAAAUGGUAUUCUAGCGAGGGCACUCCCUUUGUUGGACUGGAGUGGUGGAUUGAAAGUGAGCUCACUUUUGGCGCGUCAUCGACACCCAGUCAUUGAUGUGAUCACCGCCAAGGGUUUAGCUAUGGAGUACGACAGUGAGACGUAUCUGUACUUUAUGUCCAAAGAACAAUGCAAUGCCUUGCCGCUGCAUGUACCGGAUGGGUUCAUCUUGAAGGAUUUAAGCGGCGAUGACGCUGCGAUAGCGAAUGAGCACUGGCCAAACCGGCACACCGGUUCGCUGUUCUUUCUGCAACGGCUUGCGGCUUGGAAUCCGUGCGUGGGGCUAUAUGAGCAAUCUACGGGGAAGAUGGUGGCCUGGUGUUUUCGCUUGCAGGCUGGUGCACUUGGAACGUUGCAGGUUGAUCCAGAUUACCUGAGGCGAGGAUUUGGAACCGUUGUGACGGUAGCGAUAGCGAAAAAAGUUGCAGCCCUAGGCCAUGAUUGUUAUGCACUGGUUUAUAGAACGAAUAUUCCGUCGAGACGUAUGUUCGAAGGACUUGGGUUUGAGCACACGGAUAAAGCAUAUUGGCUAAGGACAGUAGCUACUGUAGCAAACGAAUGGGAGGACUGAUAACGGUUUUAUUUUACCCCAAUCAUCUCGAAUUUCUACUAUGUUAAAACUAAAACCUGAGCCUUGUGAUGCCCAAGGUCGCCACAUGGAUGGACAUAAAUGGAAUAAAAAUAAAUAUUGUUGUCUACAGUAUUAAGAGUUUCUCUGUUUAAAAGCGGUUUACAUCACUAACACCUCUUAUUACAUUAUCAGUGUCUGUAGACGCAAACAUUGUAUUUGGUUAUCUUUGGUUGCAGUUUAUUUUCUGAUCUCGGCUUGUUGCUGAUAAAGCAUGGCUGGCGACGAUCGUUUUGUGAAAAUAAGUGACGAGCACUGAGUGGAACUGAGAGAUAUUUUCAGAUGUAAUUGGCCGAAACACGAGUUCGCAUAUUAUU